Molecule: messenger RNA, 843 nt
Organism: Castor canadensis (American beaver)
Lineage: Eukaryota; Metazoa; Chordata; Mammalia; Rodentia; Castoridae
Gene: Tceal5
Product: transcription elongation factor A like 5
Source: RefSeq, a predicted model, not a curated record
AUGGAAAAGUUCUACAAAGAAAACGAAGGAAAGCCAGAAAACAAGGAAACCGCAGAAGAUGAAGGAAGUACGGAAGAUGAAGGAAAUCCAGAUGAAGAAAAGUUGGACAUUGAGAGGAAGCCAGUACACGAGGGACAGCUCGAGGAAGAGGGAGAGUUAGGUGAAUCAGGACAACAGCAGGAUGAGGGCAAGUCAGAAAAGCAGGGAAAGUCUUCUGAAGGUGAGGGCAAGCCACAAGGGGAGGGCAAGGCAGAAUCCCAGGCAAAGCCAGCCAGCGAGCCGCGCGCUGCUGAGAAGCGCCCAGCUGAAGAUUAUGUGCCUAGGAGCAAAAGAAAAACGGACAGGGGGACUGACGACUCCCCCAGGGACUCUCAGGAGAAUUUGCAGGACAGGCAUUUGAGCAGUGAGGAGAUGAGAGAAUGUGGAGAUGUGUCAAGGGCUCAGGAAGAGCUGAGGAAAAAACAGAAAAUGGGUAGCUAUCACUGGAUGCAGAGAGAUGCCCAGGAUGCAUUCGCCCCCAGGGGCCAACGUGGUGUCAGGGGAGUGAGGGGCGGAGGUAGAGGCCAGAAGGAUUUAGAAGACGUUCCUUAUGUCUAAUGUCUUUGGCCUUUAAUUCUGAUUUCUCUGAUGGGAAUCUUCCCAGCCCUGCUUUUCCUGGCAGGCAUUUGCCGGGCUAUGUGCUUUAACCUUAUGCUGAUACUUUCUUUUAGGUGUCACUAUCCUUACCAGCAGACUUCGACCCAAGUACAGCACUCUGUCUUUUAGUACCGGAUUUUCAUCCAUGUGCAUGGAAGAGAUGUUCAUAGUACAUUACAAAAUAACAAUAAACAGUUUGCAGAAUCA